AUGCGUCCCAGCGCCCUCCGCCAAGAACAUAACGCAUUGAGGUCAUUGGCCGGGAAAGGUCUGCAUAGUCGACCAACCGGUCUCUCGCUUCCCUCAAGGAGAUGGAACAGCUCAAGCACUCAAACACCAGUACAGGAGCCCGUUAUAUUCUCCGGAAUCCAGCCUACUGGAGUACCACAUCUGGGCAAUUAUCUUGGAGCCCUACACCCAUGGGUAAAGCUCCAACAGGAAGCCAAAGAAGGGACCAAGCUAUUCUUCUCCGUUGUUGAUCUCCAUGCAUUGACCGUGCCGCAAGAGGCUGCUCAGCUGAAGAAAUGGAGAAGAGAAGCAUUCGCAACAUUGCUUGCUGUAGGACUGGAUCCUAAACGCUCUACGAUAUUCUAUCAAUCCAGCGUACGUUCCGUCCGAUAUUUGACAGUCGGUGCGAAUAUUUGA
Messenger RNA from Penicillium soppii, 435 nucleotides. RefSeq lists its product as uncharacterized. Gene Ontology annotation, biological process: mitochondrial tryptophanyl-tRNA aminoacylation. Gene Ontology annotation, molecular function: ATP binding; tryptophan-tRNA ligase activity. NCBI's taxonomy places the organism in Eukaryota, Fungi, Ascomycota, Eurotiomycetes, Eurotiales, Aspergillaceae. The coding region runs from base 1 to 435 and encodes 144 amino acids. The record is from RefSeq and is a predicted model, not a curated record. Gene Ontology annotation, cellular component: mitochondrion; mitochondrial matrix. The transcript has a single exon.